CGCGAGCUGGUUUUAUUAUCAUUAUUACUACAAUACGUUGAGUUGGUCAAGUCUCAGCUUUGCCUCCGAGGACGAAGGAGCCCACGAAGUCCCUCCCCAAAAGCCAGACCUCUGUGUGCCGUCGGGUUUGGACUGAAGUCCAGCAUAGUUUGCUUAACGGUCUGCUGCUAGCUUUUUUCAGGAGGUGGGGCUUUUGGCUCAAGGUUUUUCUCAAGACGUUAUUUUUUCGCUGCUGAAGUUUGAAACAGACUUUGGCUGCUCGACUGACUAGCUACACGUCUGCUCGCUCGCCCGCUUGCAAGGAAGGAGCUUUUUAUACGUGUGUGUUUCUACUGGAAAGAAGAGUAAUACAAAGUAAAUAAUUACCGUAAUCCAGCAAGUGGAAGACCAGAGGAAAAAGGUGCAUUUCAACAUGACAGCGAUAGAUUUGGACACGUACAGCCUGUCACUUCUAACAGCCAAAGAAGACAUCCAAAACCCCAGAUCGUCCACUAACUGGGCUCUGUUCACUUACGAUGGAACCAGCAACAAACUCAAACUCUCAGACUCAGGAGCCGGUGGCGCGGCGGAGCUGGCAGGGAAGCUCCACAGCAGUCGGCCGCUCUACGGGUUCUGUCGUGUGGAGGCUCCGGGUUCGGGUCAACCCCGGCUCGUCAUGAUCAUCUGGGUGGGAGAGGGUGUGGAGGAGCCCAGGAGGACAGUGUGUGCCGGUCACAUCCCAGCCAUCAAGAACUUCUUCAAGGAGGCUCACGUCUUCAUCAACGCGCACAGCCCAGCCGAGGUGACAGUGGAGAACAUCAACAACAUCGUCAGCAAGAUAGCGCCCCCUGCUGACCGGUUGAGGAGGCAGGCCCGCGUGGCCGACACCAAGGAGACAGUGGGCACAAACUACAGGAAGACCAACGCUGCCAUGGAGAUGAGGCGGGUCAACAGGGAAUCCUUCUGGGCAAGAUCUGAGGUGAGAGAGACA
Acipenser ruthenus (sterlet) is the source of this 970-nucleotide messenger RNA. RefSeq names its product drebrin-like protein. Gene Ontology annotation, cellular component: postsynaptic density; site of polarized growth; dendrite. The annotation marks the transcript as partial. Gene Ontology annotation, molecular function: actin filament binding. The transcript has 6 exons. NCBI's taxonomy places the organism in Eukaryota, Metazoa, Chordata, Actinopteri, Acipenseriformes, Acipenseridae. Gene Ontology annotation, biological process: regulation of actin filament polymerization; positive regulation of dendritic spine morphogenesis; neuron projection morphogenesis. The record is from RefSeq and is a predicted model, not a curated record.